AUGGCUCGGCCUCUGGAGCCAAACCGACGCCGAUCCCUUUCCGAUCCACUGGCUGCUGCGCUCAUGCCCCCUCCAAACGAGAGCACUGCAGAUCGAGAAAGGAGAUUGGCAGCAGAGUCGGAGGCCAAACGAGUAAGCGAUGGAAUUGAUGAAAUGCUCCGUGCAGAGAAGAAAGAGAAGAAGGCCAAACCUGAAAUUAAGGUCUUACUUCUGGGACAGAGCGAGAGUGGGAAGAGUACAACUCUGAAACAAUUUCAAUUGAUGCAUGCGACCGCCGCCUUUCAUGCUGACCGAAUCGCAUGGAGAGCUGUAAUAUAUCUUAAUCUCGUGCGGUCCGUUCGCCGCAUCCUUGACGCUGUCUCCCCUGACUCAGACCAACUAGACGAAGCAGACGAUCAGGAGACUAGAUCUGGUUCCGCAGUCCCCUCGAUUCGUGAGACUCCCGUGGUUUCUAAGACUAGGGUGACCAGGUACCCCCAAUAUCGCCAUGCACUAGAACCUCUGAGGGAGCUGGAGGAACGAUUGAUCCGAAUGUUGUCAUCUCCAGAUGAAGAUGAGGCUACCCACACUACCCCUCCGAAGCCUGAUUGGAGUCUCUAUGCAAACAGUAACUUCAAUACUCAAAUUCAUGUUGGCAAGAACGGCCGACCAGCGCCUUUUAUCACGAUACCCCCCUCACGCACAUCAUCACCGCUUUCUCCUCUGUCACCGUCGACGAGCCUGCCUUCGCCUGGUGGGUCAAGCAACAGCUCGUCUAAAUCUAAGAAUGCAGAAGUCAGCGUUCAUCAUACCUCGAACUGGAAAAAGGCCUUCUCUCUCGGCAAUAGGAUCAAGAGUCCUAAGAGCGCGCACACAAACGAGAUCGAGGGCUGGUGGGACGACCCAAGCGAUCCCGUCCAUGUGCUCAAUUCAUGCGCUCAGCCAAUGCUGGCAUUAUGGAAAGACCCCAGCGUCAAACAACGCUUGCGGGAGAAACAAAUCAGAUUAGAAGAGAGCAGUGGUUUCUUUUUGGACGAGAUAUCCCGUAUCACAGCUCUACGGUAUUUCCCCAGCGACCAGGACGUCUUGAAAGCCCGGCUUAAGACCAUGGGCGUCGUCGAGCACUCUUUCUCAAUCGCUGAUACCCAACGCCGGUUUAUACAAUGGAAGAUUUACGAUGUAGGAGGUGCCCAGAAUCAACGGCAUGCCUGGGCGCCAUACUUUGAGGAUGUCAAUGCGAUUAUUUUUCUGGCGCCUAUCUCGGCUUUUGAUCAGGUAUUGGUAGAGGAUCCAAGGAUGAACAGACUAGAGGACUCUUUGCUGCUAUGGAAAUCUGUCGUGUCAAACAAAUUACUUUCACACGUCAGCAUCAUUCUUUUCCUGAACAAGGUCGACCUAUUACAGGCAAAGCUCAAGAGCGGUGUUCGUCUCAGCCAUCAUAUGCCGCGCUAUGGCGACAGACCAAAUGAUUACGAGAAUGUAUCUACAUACUUUUAUAACAAGUUUGGAGGCAUUCAUCGUAGAUUCUCGUCGAACAAAGAGAGAGAAUUCAAAAUUCAUCUCACAUCAGUUACUGAUACUAUACGGACAGCCAUGAUCAUACAGAAUGUACGAGAUAUCAUCAUUACCGCAAACUUGAAAAACAUUCAUUUGAUGUAA
This is a messenger RNA of Suillus paluster, 1638 nucleotides long. Its product is annotated as guanine nucleotide binding protein, alpha subunit. The coding region runs from base 1 to 1638 and encodes 545 amino acids. Gene Ontology annotation, cellular component: heterotrimeric G-protein complex. The transcript has 11 exons. The record is from RefSeq and is a predicted model, not a curated record. NCBI's taxonomy places the organism in Eukaryota, Fungi, Basidiomycota, Agaricomycetes, Boletales, Suillaceae. Gene Ontology annotation, biological process: G protein-coupled receptor signaling pathway. Gene Ontology annotation, molecular function: GTPase activity; guanyl nucleotide binding; G protein-coupled receptor binding.